AUGUCCAACUUUCCAGACUCCCUUUCACGUGGCACAAUGCGCUCCAGGAGGCUGCGUCUAGCCUGUGAUACCUGCCACAGGGCGAAAAUACGAUGCACCGGCGGUAGCCCCUGUAAGAAGUGUGAGAACGCCUACACCCAAAAGCUUGGCAAACCCAAGGGCAGCCGGAACAAGAGGACACUUGCUAGGCUGAACGCAUCCAACAGUGGGCGACAGCAGCCAGCAAGGACCCCGGACAGACUGCUACCAUUAUCGUUGCCAGUUUCAAAGACCCCUUCUCCAACAAUUGCCGAGACCCCUUCGAGGACUUUACUAGACUAUCAGCCAUUGGAGGCCGAUCUCGGAUGUCCCUGGGUAGACCCUUUCUUCGAUCUCGAUGCUACAGUGUAUCCUCCACCACCGGAUGGAGGCCUGUGUCAGCUCGAACCUACCUACCCAACCUUGAAAAACGGAACCGAAAACGGGCAGUCCAAUGAAAUUGACACAUUCGAUUCCACACAGCAGCAUCCAGACGCAAGGCUCACAUCCCCAAUCGGUACUACUAUCAACGACGACAUAUAUAGAGUUGACGUUCAACCGCGUGUGGUUACACAGAAGCCGAAUGCUACAACCCCCAGCCACAUUCCGGCUUCUUACCCUCCCAACAGGGCACCCUUCGGCACUUCUAUCACUUCAUCCCUCCUCUUUGAAAAUCCCAGCCCAAUCCAACGCGAAGAGGGAACCUCAUGUUCCUGCAUCCGGCUGCUAACAGAACAACUCUAUCUCCUCCAUUCUACGGAACGCAACAACCUUGCCAUACCGUUCGAUCGGGUUCUAUCAAUGGCUUCAACGUUCAUUGGCUGUGCUGACGGUGUCCUACACUGUGUGCUGUGCCGACUUGACAGCACGGUAUUGCGACUAAUCAUGACGGUGCUCCAGACAAUUUUCAGCUGGGUUUAUAUGGGUUAUAGCGAGCAGCCCGGGUCCCCCAAACUGCCCCCCAUUCACUUUGGCGAUUGGAGGGUUCCGGAGCAGGAUGGGGAAAUGGUGAAGCUGCUGCUUACAAGGCACCUGCUAUCCCUCUGUCGCUCUGUGGUUCGUAUCCUACAGCUCCGGGUGGAUGAGAUGCAUCUACUUGCCAAAGUCCAAACGAGGUUUCAUUGUAUGGACACUGCAAGCAUGAGUGUUCUAGCAGAACGACUAUCUAGCUCACUGUCGGAUGUUAUUCACCUGGUUCAGCAUUGCGGCAAGGGGAAGGAUGUGAUCCCCGACUCGCCAUCAUCUCAGAAGAGCCCUGAAAAAAGUGGAACUGUCGCAGAGUCGGGUUAG
Molecule: messenger RNA, 1308 nt
Organism: Aspergillus costaricaensis CBS 115574
Lineage: Eukaryota; Fungi; Ascomycota; Eurotiomycetes; Eurotiales; Aspergillaceae
Product: Zn(II)2Cys6 transcription factor domain-containing protein
Exons: 4
Coding region: 1-1308 (435 amino acids)
Biological process (GO): regulation of DNA-templated transcription
Molecular function (GO): zinc ion binding; DNA-binding transcription factor activity, RNA polymerase II-specific
Source: RefSeq, a predicted model, not a curated record